AGCUGCUGAUCUGAUGGCUACUAACAAGAAAGUAAAUAGCUUUGACCAUAAACUGGAUGGGAUUGAGAAGCUACAGAUCGAUACAGCCAACCAGACGCAAACAAGAUUCGAUAGGAUAGAAGAAAUGCUCUGCAAAUUGUCCGGAUCCUCAGGUACCGCACCUGGUCAUCCCCCUUCCCGCCAACGCCUCAAUUUAAAUUCAACAGCGCAUCCCCUUGAAACAUCUACGACCAACUAUCAAUGGGCAGACCAGCAGCCUAUCGGCUCACCUUAUAACGCUGGAGUAACAUGGAACGAUGACUCAAUGGACCUCAUGAAUCCUGCCAAUGACCCUUAGACGAUCAAAAACACCUAACCCACACAAGAUUACGUGCAUUCAGUGGAAUGCCAGAGUCUUUUGCAAAAGCCAAACUAGAAGAAUUCCGACAUUAUCUUUCCUUAGUUAAACCUGAUAUUGUACUCUUAAGCGAAACGCACUGGAAGCCAUCAUUCAAUGUUAAGUUCCGGGCCUACCACAUCCUCAAGAAGGACCACCUCAACAGACAAGGGGGAGGAGUGGCGAUCCUAAUUCAUAAGCACCUAAGUUUUUCUCCACUGCACCUAACCCCCUCCGACACCAUAGAAGCCAUUGGUGUCAGCAUCAUGUCCCCCACCAUCUCCCUAACCGACUUUAUCUCUGCCUACGUUCCUAAAGGGGACUGCGAAGUGGCAGAUAUUGAAGAGCUGUUCAACAGACCCAACCCGAUGGUGAUAGCGGGCGAUUUCAAUGGCCACCACCCCAUGUGGGAAAGCGGGACACACACAAACAAAGCAGGCCGGUCUAUGUACGAGGCUCUACUAAACAGCCAAACCUUGUACCUCAUAACACCGUCGAACCUGGGGACUAGAUUUGACCCAUCAACCGGGAAACUAUCUACCAUCGAUCUCACAAUCACAUCCCCGGAUCUAGCCAUAGCAGCCUCGAUAAAAGUUGGCCCGUCUAUGGGAAGCGACCACCUACCCCUAACUAUCACCCUAAAUAGCACGCCUGCGCGCAACUCAGGACAACCAGAACGAUGGAUCAUAAACAACAAAAAGUGGGCAGAGUGGAAUAAAUCCUUACAGGAAUCACUGGAAGCGGACAACUUCAUCUCGGUAUCGGACCCGGCAGAGGCAGCAGAAAGAUUUACCAAGGCGAUGAAUGUGUCCAACCUCCUCCACUUCAAGAAACCCAAGCCAUUUACAGAGAAGCCUGGGGAACAAAGCCGGCCGUGGUGGGACGAAGAAUGCAACAGACUGGUAAAAAAUGCCCGUCAAGCUUUCAGAAGAUGGCGCAAAUCCCCCCUAUCGACCAACCUACGUGCGGAAUGGAGCAGAGCGGAAGCCAUUAAGAAAAAAUAUAUCAUCUCAACAAAAAAGAAAACCUGGGAGACAUUCCUGUCCAACCUUGGCCCCGAAGACCAACCAAGACUCUGGUCAUUUGUCAAAUGUAUGACAGGCAAAGGUACUAACAUCUCUGCAGACGGUACAGCCAUAAAUACGAUCGGCGGAGUCAUCAACUCUCCGAAAGAAAAAACCGAGGCUUUUCUGCUCCAAUUUGGCGACGCUUAUCCGGCGAACAUCCCGACUAAUACUGUAUUUGAAGAAUUCAUAAACGCUAGCAUAUCCUCGCCUACCCCCAAAAUCCUUAACGACCCCAUUACCCCGGAAGAAAUUGUCAGAUGCCUCCCCAAGUCGAAGAGCAAUGCUGUCGGAACAGACCUGGUCCACAAACUAAUGAUUAAGAACCUAACUGCCAAAAACCAAAUAUACCUUAAACACCUAUUCAAUACGCUCCUGAAAUCAGCCUUCGUCCCUCCCCAAUGGAAACAAUCCAUAGUAAUCCCUCUUCUAAAACCUGGGAAACCGGCAGAAGACCCUACUUCGUAUCGGCCGAUCUCGAUCACCUCCUGCCUAUGCAAAGCAAUGGAACGCCUCAUCGCAAAUCGCCUCCACUGGUUUCUCGAGACAAAAGGUUUGAUGAACAAAGAUCAAGCAGGUUUCAGAAGAGGAUGCAGCACCUACGACCACAUAAUCCAACUCGAGUCCGACAUCAAACGUAGCUUCAGCCAAAAGCAGUCAACGGUUGCAGCCUUCCUCGAUAUUUCGAAGGCGUAUGACUCGGUGUGGACCCAGGGACUUUUAUAUAAAACGGCCAAACUAGGCAUUACCGGCCCCGUGCUCGCCUGGCUUAAAGAGUUCCUGACGGAUCGGAGCAUGCGAGUCAGAGUUGGAGACCAACUGUCCCUCCCCAAAUCAGUGGAAAAUGGUGUACCGCAAGGAGCAGUUCUCAGCCCGCUAUUGUUCAACAUAAUGUUAACAGAUUUCCCCUCGAACCCGCUCCCGAUAAAAACCCUCCUAUAUGCUGACGACAUCACUAUAUACACACCCAGCCCACGGCCUUCUGAUGCGGAGGAUAUCCUUCAAGCCGCCCUAAACAGGAUCUUCAGCUGGAGCAGGAAAUGGAAGUUUGCCCCGGACAAAUCGGCCAUUGUGGCCUUCACUAGAUCCUACAAGCCAGGCGCUGACCCAUUGCUCUUCCUUAACGGCCACCGCAUCCGCUCGCAUCCGAACUUCAAGUUCCUAGGGGUAUGGUUCGACCAGAAACUACUAUGGAAGACCCAUAUUGAACACGUUCAUAAACAGUGCCUUAACCUCAAAAGGUUGUUCACCGUUGUGGCCAAUGCAAGAUAUGGGCCACCAGUGGACACGCUAACCCUUCUAUACAAAAGCCUGGUCCGCAGCAAAUCUGACUAUGGCCUCAUAGCGUAUGGUAACGCAAGUAAGUCUAAUCUAGAAAAAAUCAACGUGGUCAGCAGGGCGAUCAUCAGAACCAUACUAGGCUCAAAACUGUCCACCCCGAAGGAAGUGCUCUACGCGGAAUCUGGCACCGAAUCACUGGCCGAGAGGAGGGACUGGCUGUCCAGCAAAUAUGUUCUGAACCUCGGGCACAAGCCCCAUAACCCUAUGUAUACAGCAGCAAAAAUCGAGUACCAUUACACCGGGAUCUACCCCUAG
Daphnia magna is the source of this 3036-nucleotide messenger RNA. RefSeq names its product probable RNA-directed DNA polymerase from transposon X-element. Lineage: Eukaryota; Metazoa; Arthropoda; Branchiopoda; Diplostraca; Daphniidae. The record is from RefSeq and is a predicted model, not a curated record. The transcript has a single exon. Gene Ontology annotation, molecular function: catalytic activity. The coding region runs from base 385 to 3036 and encodes 883 amino acids.